UUCCCCACACUAAAAAACUUCACCAUCUCUUCAUCCUUUUCCACAUCUUAACCACAACAAACACUUCAUUUUCUUCAAUGGCGGAAAACGGCGGAGGUGAUGGCGGGAGAUUGCGGUGGUGUUCGGUGCCGGAGAGGCUGCAGCUCCAUGGGGCGAUGCUGGCUCUGCAGUUCGGGUAUGCCGGUUUCCAUGUCGUGUCUCGGGCUGCCCUCAACAUGGGCAUCAGCAUGCUCGUCUUCCCCGUCUACCGCAACAUCAUCGCCUUGCUCCUCCUCCUCCCUUUCGCUUACUUCCUCGAAAAGAAGGAGAGGCCUGCGAUUAGCCUCAAGUUCCUCACUCAGUUCUUCCUCCUUGCACUUGUCGGAAUAACGGCGAAUCAAGGGUUCUACUUGCUGGGACUGGACAACACAUCUCCGACGUUUGCCUCUGCAAUUCAGAACUCUGUUCCUGCAAUUACCUUCCUCAUGGCUGCUCUUCUCAGGAUCGAGAAAGUUCGACUGAACAGAAGAGAUGGUCUUUCCAAAGUCUUGGGAACUGCACUUUGUGUCGCCGGAGCUUCGGUGAUCACUCUCUACAAGGGCCCAACGAUCUACUCUCCGGCCAAACAUCUCAACCACGGUCUAGCAUCGGCUCGAGCCACCACGUUCGGGCGGCUCGGUGACGCGGCGCCCAAGAACUGGACCAUGGGUUGCAUCUACUUGAUCGGACAUUGCCUCUCGUGGUCCGGAUGGCUCGUGCUUCAAGCUCCGGUCCUCAAGACUUACCCGGCCAGGCUGUCGGUGACGUCAUACACGUGCUUCUUCGGUAUUAUUCAGUUCUUGAUCAUUGCCGCUUUCGCAGAGAGAGACUUAACUGCUUGGGCCUUUCACUCUGGCUGGGAGCUCUUCACCAUCUUCUACGCCGGUGUGGUUGCGUCUGGAAUCGCGUUUGCAGUACAGAUUUGGUGUAUUGACAGAGGAGGUCCAGUGUUCGUCGCUGUUUAUCAACCCGUCCAGACUCUCGUCGUCGCGAUCAUGGCUUCAAUCGCAUUAGGCGAAGAAUUUUAUUUGGGAGGGAUCAUUGGAGCUGUGCUGAUAAUAACGGGGCUCUACUUCGUUCUAUACGGAAAGAACGAGGAGAGGAAGCUCGCCGCGAUGGAGAAGGCAGCGAUCCAGUCCAUCGCGGAGCACGGGAUCAAUCGUGCACCCGCAAAUCACGUCAUCAAGACGUCUCUCGCUGCUCCGCUUCUCGCAAGGUCAACGGACCACGUUUGACCACUAAGAGAAAAAAAAUGAAGAUUCUGACAAAAAUACUCACGAAAACAUCGAAACAUGGAAAAAGAAGACAAUGACGAUGUUUUCUGUUCGUGUUCAUGGAAUAUGGGUUCUAUAUAUUAAUCUGUUUUCGCAUUUUCUCUCCUGUUUUAGUUUUUCUUUUGGUUAUUUAUCGAAAUAUUUAAGAAAAAGGGUUUUAGGAAACCAAAAAAAAAAAGGGUGAGACAUCAUGAUCUUCAUGGGCAUGGUGGUUAAGGUGAUGAUGGUGAUCAUUAUUAUGAUGGAGACUAUGUGGGGGCAUGCAUGGAGAUGAUGAACGUCAAUUAGUUUGGCUAUUAUUCUCCAUAGUUGUGGUUAUUGUGUGAUAAUGAUCCUACCAUAUAGUCUUUAUGCUUUAUGUUUCUCCAUUGAUGUAAUAUUUAUAAAAUUAGUUGUGAUACUACUUGAUAUUAUAACUAUGUUUACUACAAAUGAACAA
Tarenaya hassleriana is the source of this 1731-nucleotide messenger RNA. Its product is annotated as protein WALLS ARE THIN 1-like. The transcript is spliced from 6 exons. Lineage: Eukaryota; Viridiplantae; Streptophyta; Magnoliopsida; Brassicales; Cleomaceae. Bases 78 to 1253 code for a protein of 391 amino acids. Gene Ontology annotation, cellular component: plasma membrane. Gene Ontology annotation, molecular function: transmembrane transporter activity. The record is from RefSeq and is a predicted model, not a curated record.